This is a messenger RNA of Penicillium waksmanii, 1533 nucleotides long. RefSeq lists its product as uncharacterized. Gene Ontology annotation, biological process: regulation of DNA-templated transcription. The coding region runs from base 1 to 1533 and encodes 510 amino acids. Lineage: Eukaryota; Fungi; Ascomycota; Eurotiomycetes; Eurotiales; Aspergillaceae. The record is from RefSeq and is a predicted model, not a curated record. Gene Ontology annotation, molecular function: zinc ion binding; DNA-binding transcription factor activity, RNA polymerase II-specific. The transcript has 2 exons.
AUGUCUGGCUCUCCUCAUACCGAAGAGCCAUCGGUGACAUCUGGAGAGCCUAAUCCUGUGGUAUAUCCCACAGUAACUUCACCGCAGACAACAACCGCGGAUUCUCCCAUCCCUGCAGUUUCCGGUCCAUCACUGCCGCCGGCGGUAGUGAAUGACUCUCUACUAGCAUCUAUCCCUCCCCGAUAUGGUGAUCAGGCUCCUCCGCCUGCAUUCACUAGGUCUCCGAUUCAGCAUCAACAUCAACAUCAUCACCAUCACCACCGACAUCAACAUCAGCAGCAGCUUGAACUUCAGCAUCACCACCCUGGAGCACCAUCCUACCCAUUGUCAACGCUGGAAUCUACUGUAACCGGAUCCUCAAACCGUUCAUUAGCACAGAAAUCGACUCGACGCACCAAAGCCCAUGUAGCUUCAGCCUGUGUGAAUUGUAAGAAGAAGCAUCUUGGAUGUGAUCCAGCAAGGCCAUGUCGACGAUGUGUUCUAGCUGGGAAAGCUUCUUCCUGUGUGGACGUUACACACAAGAAGAGGGGGCGGCCACCAUUGAAAGCUGAAGACUCUUCCCUUCGGUCUUAUACAACACACAUGGAAAAUCCAAACGUCUCAGUUGAAGCUCAAUCCUCGUCCAUGGCCGCCCAACGAACCGUCCUUCACCGAGCCACUUCGUCUCGCGAACUUCGACCGAUGACUGACCUCCAGGCGAUGGGUGAACCCUCUCCAACUGCAGCAACGAUGCGGAUGCCACGCAAUCAACCCCAUAGAUGGUCUGCGUCUGUAUUUCCCUUGACUCGUCCGAUGGAUCCAUCUCCGCCGAUGCCAGGCAAUGCAGGACGACGACCAUUUUCAUCUUCAGGCCCUGCCUCUUACGCAGCAGUACCACCGCAUCCGCCGCCUGCAUUUAUCCCAAUGACAAGUGGAUUUAAUCCAGUACUGAAUCCAUCAGCCGUUCCCCCUGGAAUGGAUAGACGGUAUCCUCCAUAUGGAGGCCCAGCUUUGCCACCGCCAACAUCGCCUCUGCAACACCAACCAGGAGGGACUCCAUACCUACCAUAUACCGAGUCGCCAGCAAGUACAGUCCAUCAACCGAUGAGUGAUCCUCGUAUGCCCCCAGGUCCUCGUGAGCCCUACCUCGAAUCCCCUGUUCGGCUUCCUCCAAUCCACCAAGCAACCGCCAGUCCGGUCUCCUACCACGCCCACCGGCUAAGUGAUCCAUACCCGGCCACUUGGAUGAAUUCGAGUUCCAGUCGCGAAGAGAAUCGUGAACCGCGAUCACCCGUUACGCUGCAGAGACCGGUUGGGUCGCUAUUUUCGCACACGACACCACGUCAGCACCAGAGAUCCAUCUCCUCCACCGGUCCUCUUGACCCGAUUCCUCGACAUCUUGGACCUAUCGACUUACCCUCCUCCGUUCCUCUUGGUCACUCGCCCCCGAUACCAGUACAACAGCACGCACCAUCUAGCACUGAGGCCGAAAUUGGCGAAUCAAGACCCAUCAAACGGCGAAGAAUGGCUUUAGACGAUAUGGUCAAUGGCUAG